Molecule: messenger RNA, 1746 nt
Organism: Eufriesea mexicana
Lineage: Eukaryota; Metazoa; Arthropoda; Insecta; Hymenoptera; Apidae
Gene: ATPsynbeta
Product: ATP synthase, beta subunit
Exons: 7
Coding region: 87-1637 (516 amino acids)
Biological process (GO): proton transmembrane transport; proton motive force-driven mitochondrial ATP synthesis
Cellular component (GO): proton-transporting ATP synthase complex
Molecular function (GO): ATP hydrolysis activity; ATP binding; proton-transporting ATP synthase activity, rotational mechanism
Source: RefSeq, a predicted model, not a curated record
UGCGUGCGCAUACGCCGUUAGUACAGGAUACGGUUCAUGCAAGUUGGAAAUUAUUCCGGUCUUUCGUCUUCACUUGACCGGUCGCAAUGUUGAGUGCUGUAUCAAAAGCUGCCACUGGCGCCCUUAGGGCCGUCAAACCCACCCUUCUUCAAAAUGAAGUUACUAAAAUAUCAGGGGUAUUAUCAGUAAAUAGCAGAGAUUAUGCAAAAGCUGCAAAUUCCAAAGGUGGUGCACAAGGAAAAAUUGUUGCUGUCAUUGGUGCAGUUGUUGAUGUUCAAUUUGAUGAUGCUCUUCCUCCAAUUCUUAAUGCUUUGGAAGUUCAAAAUCGCAGCCCUAGGCUGGUCCUUGAAGUUGCUCAGCAUUUAGGAGAAAAUACAGUACGCACUAUUGCUAUGGAUGGUACUGAAGGUCUGGUUCGUGGACAAAGUGUUUUGGAUUCUGGAUAUCCUAUUCGUAUACCCGUUGGUGCUGAGACAUUGGGUCGUAUUAUUAAUGUUAUUGGUGAACCAAUUGAUGAGCGUGGACCUAUCCCUACCAACAAACUUGCUCCCAUCCAUGCAGAUGCUCCUGAAUUUGUAGAGAUGUCUGUUGAACAAGAGAUUUUAGUAACUGGAAUUAAAGUUGUUGAUCUUCUAGCUCCUUAUGCUAAAGGAGGAAAGAUUGGUUUAUUUGGUGGCGCUGGUGUUGGAAAGACUGUGUUGAUUAUGGAACUAAUCAAUAAUGUAGCAAAGGCCCAUGGUGGUUAUUCUGUAUUCGCCGGUGUAGGUGAACGAACACGUGAAGGAAAUGACUUAUACCAUGAAAUGAUUGAAUCUGGUGUCAUUUCAUUGAAAGAUAAAACUUCCAAAGUAGCAUUAGUAUAUGGACAAAUGAAUGAACCACCAGGUGCUCGUGCUCGUGUCGCUUUGACUGGAUUAACUGUUGCUGAAUAUUUCCGUGAUCAAGAAGGACAAGAUGUAUUACUAUUUAUUGAUAACAUUUUCAGGUUUACUCAAGCUGGUUCUGAAGUAUCGGCUUUGCUGGGUCGUAUUCCAUCUGCUGUAGGUUAUCAACCAACAUUGGCAACUGAUAUGGGUAGUAUGCAAGAGCGUAUUACCACAACAAAGAAAGGAUCCAUUACUUCUGUGCAGGCUAUUUAUGUACCUGCUGAUGACUUAACAGAUCCUGCUCCUGCUACCACCUUCGCUCAUUUAGACGCUACAACUGUAUUGUCUCGAGCUAUUGCUGAAUUAGGUAUUUAUCCUGCUGUUGAUCCACUCGAUUCCACUUCCCGUAUCAUGGAUCCCAACAUCAUUGGUGCUGAACACUACAAUGUUGCUCGUGGUGUACAGAAAAUCUUACAGGAUUACAAAUCACUACAAGAUAUUAUUGCUAUCUUAGGUAUGGACGAAUUGUCGGAAGAAGACAAACUCACUGUCGCUCGUGCGCGUAAGAUCCAGAGGUUUUUAUCUCAACCAUUCCAGGUUGCUGAAGUGUUCACCGGUCAUGCCGGAAAAUUAGUACCAUUAGAAGAAACUAUUAAAGGAUUUCAGAAAAUCCUUGCUGGAGAUUAUGAUCAUUUGCCAGAAGUCGCAUUCUACAUGGUGGGCCCAAUCGAAGAAGUAGUGGCGAAAGCAGAAUCAUUGGCAAAACAAUAAAUUGAUUUCCAGCCGUCGUAAUCAUGUCAUUAAAAAGUAAUUAAAACGAUCUUCUAAUAAUACAGACUUGUUUCUUGUAUAUGUAUAGUAUUGACUUUCAUCCAAAAGC